GGUCUUGGCGCGCACUUCUAAUGAGCCAGCGGGGACUGCGCACCCGCCCUCCCUCCCUGCAUCACGCCACCAGUCAGAUCAUGGGGCUGCCCGGGAGAGCAGGGCACCCCGCGGAGCUGCGAAAGAGCCUGAAGCCGCUGCUGGAGAAGCGCCGCCGAGCGCGCAUGAACCAGAGUCUGAGCCAGCUCAAGGGGCUUAUCCUGCCGCUGUUGGGCUGCGACAACUCCCGCUGCUCAAAGCUGGAGAAGGCGGAUAUCCUGGAAAUGACCGUGCGCUUCCUGCAGGAGUUGUCAGCCUCCUCCUGUCUGGCUGCAGAGCCCACACUCGCUGACAGCUACCUGGAGGGCUACAAGGCCUGCCUGUCGCGCCUGGGCCGAGUGCUGCCCGCCUGCCGGGUCCUGGAGCCCGCGGUGAGCACCCGCCUGCUGGAACACCUGCGGCAGAGAGCAGACGCCACCACCCUCGAAGGCCCACGAGCUGAGGGCCCCUGUCUGCCGCCGGCGACUUCCUCUCCACCUGCGCCCACGCCUCCCCACCGCCCUGGCCUCUGGCGACCGUGGUAGACCUCUGGCCUACGGACCCCCGCUAACUGUGAGGGACCAGCGAUCAGCCCAGCACCCUGUAUCAGACCGGAACCAGGAUGUUUGUGUUAGGUGUGGCAUACUAGAGAGCCAGGGCAUCUGGAAGGAAUAAGGACAGAGGCCCGCCUUGCUGCCAGGCAGGGAGGGAGAAGAAGAAAGGGCAGGAGGUUGUAGAAGGAGGAAGAAGUCUCUCUCCAGUUCUCCUCACCCCCUCCACCACAUCUGGUGACUCUAGGACUGCGCCUGCCACACUUGCCCAGUGCUGGCACCAGACGUGCUUGGAAACCUCUGGACACAUGCAGCAGCAAUGGUCUGAAGAUUCUGUAGCCUGUGAAGCUGUCACCUUCAUCCUGGGUUCUUCUGCACUGCUGUCACCCACUACAGGAACAGAAGACACUCUGUGCUGCCAGGGCGUAGUACUCUGGUAGGUAUCCCUGAGAAGGAUCUUGUGGUACCUACAUACCACACACCAGAGGCACAAAGAGGGGUGGAAUGAAAACAAGGGUGCCUCUUUGCAAGCUUACCACUUUGGGGAACCUGGGCCCAGUAGACAGUGUAGGGAACAGGCCCAAUGACCCAGCAAAACCCAAGAGCUACCAGCUGGUUAAGGUUUUCUCCUGCAUGGGCUACUGGGACCAACUUGCUCUUCAGACCUUGCUUUCUUCCCCACAGGAGCCAGGAGAGCCUGUAGACUCCAGUAGUCGGUGCCCAAAGCUGCUGUUGGUUUUGUCCCCCACCCCAUUUCAUGGGAAUUUGUUGAGCAUUUGUGGCAGGUUGGGAGUAUCUCCACCCUCCACUCCCUACCAGUUUUCAGUCCAGCAGCAUGGGGUAUGAGGGGUAAGAAGACAGAGCUGAUCAGAGCUGGGGGUGCUAUGCCACAUAAACUUACUGUGUCCUGUGUACAGAGCUGGGUAGCAGGAUGUGGGUAGCAGCUGCUAACGUUAUUGAAGAAGUUAUUAGCGUGGCCCAGAAGGUAGCCCAGUGGCUGGAGCUUCAGAUUUUCCAGCAUGAGGUCCCAAGUUUGAUCCCUGGCAACACAUGUGCCACAAUGGUGCUCUGAUUCUUUUUUUCCCCUCUCUCAUGAAUAAAUGAAUAAAUUUUAAAAGAGUAUUUAUUUAUUUGCUUCCAGGGUUAUUGCUGGCAUUCGGUGCCUGCACUACAAAUCCACAGCUCCUGGCGGCUAUUUUCCCCAUUAUGUUGCCCUUGUCAUUAUUAUUAUUGUUGCCAUUGCUGUUGUUGUUGGAUAGGACAGAGAGAAAUCAAGAGAGGAGGGGAGAUGGGGAGAGAAGGACAGACACCUCCAGAUCUGCUUCACCACCCAUGAAGCAACCCCCCUGUAGGUGGGGAGCCAGGGGCUUGAACUGGGAUCUCUACGCUGGUCCAUGUGCUUUGUUUCAUGUGCACUUAACUCACUGUGCUACCGCUCGACCCCCAAUAAUUUUUUUAAAUUAAUGUUUUUUAAUUUUUUUUCUUUUUUAAAAAAUGUUAUUUAUUUAUUAACGAGAAUGAUAGGAGAAGAGAGAGAAAGAACCAGACAUCACACCGAUAUAUGUGUUGCUGGGGGUUGAACUCGGGACCUCAUGCUUGAGAGUUCAGUGCUUUAUCCAUUGCGCCACCUCCUGGAUCACAAUGUUUUUUAAAUUUUUUAAAAAAUAUUUAUUUAUUCCUUUUUGUUGCCCUUGUAGUUAUUAUUGUUAUUAUUGAUGUCGUUGUUGUUGGAUAGGACAGAGAGAGAUGGAGAGAGGAAAGGAAGAUAGAGAGGGAGAGAGAAAGAUAGACACCUGCAGACCUGCUUCACUGCUUGUGAGUGACUCCCCUGCAGGUGGGGAACUGGGGGCUUGAACCAGGAUCCUUAUGCCAGUCCUUGCGCUUUGCGCCAUGUAUGCUUAACCCGCUGCACUACCACCUGACUCCCCUCAAUAAUUUUUUUUUAUAUUUAUUUAUUUAUUCCCCUUUGUUGCCCUUGUUUUACUGUUGUAGUUAUUGAUGUU
Erinaceus europaeus (western European hedgehog) is the source of this 2572-nucleotide messenger RNA. It is a transcript of the gene HES2, whose product is annotated as hes family bHLH transcription factor 2. The record is from RefSeq and is a predicted model, not a curated record. The transcript is spliced from 4 exons. Gene Ontology annotation, biological process: regulation of neurogenesis; anterior/posterior pattern specification; regulation of transcription by RNA polymerase II. Gene Ontology annotation, molecular function: RNA polymerase II cis-regulatory region sequence-specific DNA binding; DNA-binding transcription factor activity, RNA polymerase II-specific; protein dimerization activity. Lineage: Eukaryota; Metazoa; Chordata; Mammalia; Eulipotyphla; Erinaceidae. The coding region runs from base 21 to 563 and encodes 180 amino acids. Gene Ontology annotation, cellular component: nucleus.